AAAGCUUCCAAAUUGUCAAUUGUUAAAAUCGUCUUUUUUUUUAAGAAACACUUUGAAAUUUGUAAAAAGUUUUUUUAAAUUCCAAUCUUAUCGAAGACACAUUUUUUGGUAUUAAUAUGCCGCAUAUUUACAAAUAAGUUCGGCUGUAUCUAACACCAACCUAUUAACUUUUUCGGCAUUUAAGGCACAGCAAGGUGAUAUGGAGAAUAUUCAGAAACUUUUUGAUCGAGAUCCUUCUCUGAAGCCAUUUGAAACUGAAAUAAAACGAAGGCACAAUUGUCUGGUAAAAUGGGUGGAAACAUUCAAAAAUUCAGAAGGUGGCAUCGAAAAGUUUACUAAAGGAUAUGAAUAUUACGGAAUUCACAUCAAGGAUGACAAUUCUGUAGUGGCCAGAGAAUGGGCACCUGGAGCACAAUGUUUAUACCUAACCGGUGAUUUUAAUAACUGGCAAUGGGAAGCACAUCCCUUUCGUCAACUUGAAUAUGGUAAAUGGGAAUUAAUUUUGCCACCAAAAGAAGAUGCAAAUUGUUACAUUAGUCAUUUAAGUGAAGUCAAAAUAAUAGUUAAAAACCUUGAGGGACAACUGUUAGAAAGGCUGUCACCUUGGGCUACUUAUGUUGUCCAACCCACAGACCUGAGUUAUGGAAAAAAUUACAAACAAAAAAUAUGGAAUCCUCCUGAGAGUGAUCGUUACAAAUUUCAGUAUAAGAAACCAAGUAAACCACAAACUUUAAGAAUUUACGAGUGUCAUGUGGGAAUAGCUACGGAAGAUUAUGGCAUAGGAAGUUACAGGAACUUUGCUGAUAACGUUAUUCCAAGGAUAGUGAAACAAAAUUACAACACUAUUCAAGUUAUGGCAAUCAUGGAGCAUGCUUAUUACGCUAGUUUUGGUUACCAAGUGACAAGCUUUUUUGCUGCGUCGUCAAGGUUUGGAACGCCUGAAGAUCUGAAAUAUUUUGUUGAUAUCGCCCAUAAGAAUAAUCUGACAGUGUUGCUUGACGUUGUUCAUUCUCACGCGAGUAAAAAUACGCUUGAUGGUUUAAAUGAGUUUGAUGGAACCGAUUCUUGUUACUUUCACUCUGGGAUUAAAGGCGAACAUCCCUUAUGGGAUUCUCGACUUUUUAAUUAUUCAUCAUAUGAAGUUCUUCGAUUUCUCCUGUCAAACUUAAGAUGGUGGAAGGAAGAAUAUGGUUUUGAUGGAUAUCGUUUUGAUGGGGUAACAUCAAUGCUUUUUCACAAUCAUGGAGUUGGCACAGGAUUUUCAGGAGAUUUAAGUGAAUAUUUUGGACUCAAUGUUGACACUGAUGCUUUGGUUUACAUGUCAUUAGCAAAUAAAAUUUUCCAUGAUAUGAAUUCUAAUAUAAUAACAAUUGCUGAAGACGUUAGUGGUAUGCCAACGCUUUGUUGUCCCAUAGACGAAGGAGGGAUCGGUUUUGAUUAUCGCUUAGGUAUGGCAAUUCCUGAUAAGUGGAUUGAGCUUAUCAAAGAAAAGAAAGAUGAAGAUUGGAGUAUGGGAGAUAUUGUUCACACAUUAAGCAACAGAAGAUGGAAGGAAAAAACUGUUGCGUAUGCUGAAUCGCAUGAUCAAGCUUUGGUUGGCGACAAAACUUUAGCAUUUUGGCUAAUGGAUAAAGAAAUGUAUACAAAUAUGUCUGUGCUAUCUCCACCUUCUCUGGUUAUUGAUCGUGGCAUGGCUUUGCAUAAAAUGAUUCGACUCAUCACGCAUACACUCGGCGGGGAAGCUUAUCUAAAUUUUAUUGGCAACGAGUUUGGUCAUCCAGAAUGGCUCGAUUUUCCUCGUGAAGGCAACAAACAAUCUUAUCAUUAUUGUCGUCGUCAGUGGAGCCUUUCAGACAAUAAAACUCUAAAAUAUAAAUUUUUAAACGAAUUUGAUCGGAUGAUGAAUUUAACUGAGGAAAAGUACCAGUGGCUAAACACAAAUCCAGGAUAUGUUACAUGGUCACAUGAAGGUGAUAAAAUAAUCAGCUUUGAACGGAAUCGCCAUGUAUUCGUUUUCAAUUUUCAUCCCGAGCGAUCAUUUACCGAUUAUCGCAUAGGAGUUGAAUUUCCCGGAACUUAUAAAAUUGUAUUAAGUUCUGAUGAUGAAAUUUUUGGAGGUUUCAAUAGAGUAGACACAAAAUUGUCGCAUGUAUCAUUAGCUGAAGGUCAUGCUGGCCGGAAUUAUUUUAUUCAUGCCUACUUACCAGCGAGAACAUGUUUUGUAUUCGUGAAAUUGGGAUGAAUAAAUACCUAAUUCAAAUAUUUUGAAGAACAUGCGAUUUGUUUUAUUUUAUACCAAUCAUGUAACAUGA
Messenger RNA from Clunio marinus, 2312 nucleotides. NCBI's taxonomy places the organism in Eukaryota, Metazoa, Arthropoda, Insecta, Diptera, Chironomidae. The record is from the annotation of a GenBank genome assembly.